CAUUACGUUUUAUAUUACCAAUAAUAUAUUUAUUUGUCAAAUGUUAAUUUAAUAAAUAAUUAUUAAAAAUAUAUGUUAAAAUAAUUAAUUACCAAUUAGAUUAUAUUUACGAAAUAUUACUGGUUUGUUUCAAUUCAUGGUGUAAUUAAAGUUCUAGCUGCGACAAAAAUGGCCAACGUAAAUACAGGGCAGUUAUUAAAUUUUCAAGACUAUUCCCCUGAGCACAAUGAUCGAAGCGCACGAAUCGACGUGGAAGCGGUGCAUACAAAUCAAUAUAACAAUUCUAUGUCAAAUCCCAAUUACGAUUACCAAGACCCCAAAAUUGGUGACGAACCAGAGGCAGCCCCACAAAGUAAUCACAAUUUCUGGACUGUAGAGUAUUAUCAGAAGUACUUUGAUAUACAAACUAAUGAGGUGGUGGAGCGGAUCAUAUCUUCAGUACUGCCACAGAAAGUGACAGCAAACUACUUUGAUGAGAGGAUCAAGGGCAAGCCUGAUUUGUAUGGCCCUAUAUGGAUUUCUGUUACCCUGAUCUUCACAAUAGCCGUAAGUGGUAAUAUAGCGAGCUACCUAAGUAAUGCCAACAAAACAGUCCACUGGCGAUAUGACUUCCACAUCCUGUCUUACGCCGCAACCGCCAUAUUUUGUUACGUGUGGGUUGUGCCCCUGGCACUUUGGGCGGCCCUCAAAUGGUCUACCAUACCAAAUGGUCAAGAUGAAAUUGAGACACAGCAAUUGAAUUCACCAACAAUCAUGUCGCUCUUCUGUCUGUAUGGAUACUCCCUCGCUAUAUACGUACCCGUUGCCGUCCUGUGGACCAUCCAAGUUUACUGGCUGCAGUGGCUCUUCGUCAUCGUAGCUGCAUUCGUCUCUGGUGCUGUCCUCAUAUUCUGGUUGAUGCCCGCACUGAGGAAGUCCAGAUACUUCCCUAUACUUAUCGGCUGUAUAUUAGGCUUUCAUUUUCUACUAGCUGCAGGUUUUAUGUCCUACUUCUUCCAUAGCCCAAGCUCUGGAGGAGUUACAGCUAUGCCAGAUGUGAUCGCCACAACAUUCGGUCCUAAGUAAUUUGUGAUAUAAUUGGGUACAUUUAUAUAGGAAAUACAACAUUUCCAUGGUAUUAAAAAUAUGGAUUUUUAGUCAUGCAGUAUGUUAGUAUUAAAUAUUAAUCUUCUUAUUCAUAAAAAUACCAAAUUACUAUACUAUUUUGAUUCAGCUAUUGAAUUUUGUUGUCCUUUUCGUACCAACUGUUUUCUUCCUAAGGAAGAAAGAGACAAAAUACUAAUAACUAAAAU
This is a messenger RNA of Achroia grisella, 1292 nucleotides long. RefSeq names its product protein YIPF2. Gene Ontology annotation, biological process: vesicle-mediated transport. The transcript has 4 exons. The record is from RefSeq and is a predicted model, not a curated record. Bases 169 to 1065 code for a protein of 298 amino acids. Lineage: Eukaryota; Metazoa; Arthropoda; Insecta; Lepidoptera; Pyralidae. Gene Ontology annotation, molecular function: small GTPase binding. Gene Ontology annotation, cellular component: membrane; Golgi apparatus.